UCCUCAUAUGCAUCGAAUGUACCAAAUGUGCCCGAGUGCGGCAACACAUCAAUGACAUCCAGUGCCUUCUCCUAGGCACCCGCCAACAGCCAGCCCAACGUCUUCAAACGUGGCCCGGCGAGAAUACGAGUCAUGUACAGAAGCUGGGAGUGGCUGACUCUCGCUCCUGAGAAGAUUCACGCUUGUUACCGGAGUACCGACAUCGAGCUCGCUAGACCGUAUAAGGCGUCCCAGAUAGGAAAGUCAGUCAGGAUUGUUGCGCUUGCACUGAUGUAUACAGGCUGUCGGUUGAAGCCGCUGAUGCUGAGCAUAUCGGGAGGUCAAAAUAGUGAAUCUGACCGUAACCAGCUCAGCGCGAACGAUGAAGCAAGUCAAAGGCAACGAGAUGAUGAGAAUGAUAGAGAACACACGCACCAAGCUUUGCGAUCGUAGAAGCGCCACAAACGCGCCCACGUGACCAUUUGCGCAUGCCUCAAAGUCCAAGUGCCGUGGCGCAGCAUGACGCG
This is a messenger RNA of Laetiporus sulphureus 93-53, 506 nucleotides long. RefSeq lists its product as uncharacterized. NCBI's taxonomy places the organism in Eukaryota, Fungi, Basidiomycota, Agaricomycetes, Polyporales, Laetiporaceae. The record is from RefSeq and is a predicted model, not a curated record. The transcript has 2 exons. Bases 133 to 432 code for a protein of 99 amino acids.